Messenger RNA from Cetraspora pellucida, 666 nucleotides. Lineage: Eukaryota; Fungi; Glomeromycota; Glomeromycetes; Diversisporales; Gigasporaceae. The record is from the annotation of a GenBank genome assembly.
AUGAAAAAUUUAAUUCAAAUAAUUGCACUUGUCAUCAUAUCCCUUAGUUUGGUUUCUGCAAAUCAAGUAUUGAAAAGAGAUGAAAGUCAACCUCUAAUUUUUCCGAAUAAUACAUCGCAAUUCUCUUCUGGAUCAAAAUUAAAUUCAAAUGCUAUCACAUCUACUUGCCCAAUCGGUUAUCUUGCAUGUGACAGUUUAUCUGAAGGAUGUUGUGAAAUCGGCAAUAUUUGUUGCAAUGAUUCAUUUGGAGGAUGUUGUCCGUUGCUAACUGUUUGUUCAUCUAAUGGAUUGUGUACUUGUAUUGGUAGUUGUCCUAGUAAAUCUAAUCCUCCUAGUAAUCCUAAGACUCCUAGUAAUCCUAGCACUAGCACUAAAUCCAAUAGUCUCAGCACUAGCAUUCCAAGUAUUUCUAACCCAAAUAGUAAUUCUAAUAUUCCUAGUCCUAUUUCUAACCCUCCUAAGAGUUCUCCCAAUAAUUCUCUCAAUAAUUCUCCUAAUAAUUCUCCUAAUAAUUCUCCGAAUAAUUAUCCUAAUAAUGCUCCUAAUAAUGCUCCUAAUAAUUCUCCUAAUAAUUUUCAUAAUAUUGCUUCUAAUAUUCCUUCCAAUAAUUUAAAUAUUAAUCUUUAUAUAUUUAGCAUAUUGUUUAUAUUUAUACUAUUUAAUUAA